Bombina bombina (fire-bellied toad) is the source of this 3649-nucleotide messenger RNA. RefSeq names its product zinc finger protein 598, E3 ubiquitin ligase (gene ZNF598). Gene Ontology annotation, molecular function: ubiquitin protein ligase activity; ribosome binding. Gene Ontology annotation, biological process: protein ubiquitination; rescue of stalled cytosolic ribosome. The record is from RefSeq and is a predicted model, not a curated record. The transcript has 13 exons. The coding region runs from base 280 to 2952 and encodes 890 amino acids. Lineage: Eukaryota; Metazoa; Chordata; Amphibia; Anura; Bombinatoridae.
CUAGUCAGAGCUCUGACGUUUACGUUGCCGGUAACGUGUGUGUGUGCGGCGAGGCUAGUUUCUUUACUUGGGGUUAUCGCACACCUCCGGGGCCUGAAACUCCUAUUACUGUAGUGGCGGAUUCUAUACUCUGCUUCUCUCCCCCGCACACCCCUAACAGGCCCAUCCAGGUGUCAUUGGUAUCUCCCGGCCUCACCUCCUGUACUGUAACCGUUAACGUAUCUAACCUCCUGGCCCUAAAUUCUCAGCUGCUCUGCUUUAUAAAACUUUGGAGACAGGAUGGCCUCUCAAUCUGUGAAAGAUCUGGAGGGAAACUGUGUGCUUUGCUGCCAAGUCCUGGAGGUAUUUGCUUUGGGAAAAUGUGACCAUCCAAUCUGCUACCGAUGCUCCACAAAGAUGCGUGUCCUGUGUGAGCAACGGUACUGUGCCGUGUGCCGAGUAGAACUGGAUAAGGUCGUCUUUGUAAGAAAAAUGGUUCCAUUCUCAAGCAUCGCCACACAACAACUGCAGCAUGAAAAGAAAUAUGAUAUCUUCUUUAGUGAUGGAAAAAUAUUUUCUCAGUACAGGCGUUUACUACAACACGAAUGCACAUGCUGUCCUGAGGUGCGACCCUUUUAUACCUUUCCAGAUCUGGAGCAGCACAUGAGGAAACAGCAUGAGCUAUUCUGCUGUAAACUGUGUGUCAAGCACUUAAAGAACUUUACCUAUGAACGGAAGUGGUACAGCCGAAGAGACCUCGCUCGCCAUCGCAUACACGGCGACCCAGAAGACACAUCCCACCGCGGACAUCCGCUUUGCAAGUUUUGUGAUGAACGUUACCUCGAUAAUGAUGAGCUGCUGAAACACCUACGCAGAGACCACUACUUCUGCCACUUCUGUGAUUCUGAUGGGGCUCAGGAAUAUUACAGUGAUUAUCCCUUCCUACGAGAUCAUUUCCGCGAAAGCCAUUUCCUUUGUGAGGAGGGGAGAUGUAGCACGGAACAGUUUACACAUGCUUUUCGGACUGAAAUCGAUUACAAAGCACACAAGACCACUUGCCACAGCAAGAAUCGAGCUGAAGCAAGGCAGAACCGUCAGAUUGACAUUCAGAUCAAUUAUGCACCACGUCACAGCCGCAGGAAUGAAGGGAUUCUUGGAGGAGAAGACUAUGAAGAAGUUGAUAGAUAUAACAGACAGGCAAGACCAUCAAGGGGGGCAGCUCACGGAGGGCAGCAGAACAAGAGGGGAAGCUGGAGAUAUAAACGAGAGGAGGAAGACCGAGAGGUAGCAGCUGCAGUACGGGCAUCCGUAGCGGCCAGAAGGCAAGAAGAGAUGGUUAGGAAACCUUUGCAAGAUAACCUAGAAAAUUCAAAAUCUAGGAAGGAAGAAACACGGGAUCCUGAGGAAAGUCGAAAACCCAAAACUGUCCUCAAAUCAACAGGAGAUUCUAUGGGUCCAAGAGAAUCCACUGAUCAGUUGAAUGCAUCUAAUGGAAUUAUGAAUCCUUCAUUUGGAUCUGUACCAGCAGCAGCACCACUAACAAGUGCUGUGAAGACAGCAGCUCCUGUUAAGUUGAAGGAUGAAGAUUUCCCAAGCCUUUCUGCUGUUUCUUCAGCCUCUUCUUCCAGUUCUUCAACUGUGUUCACCACAGGGCUUCCCUACUCAUCUGCAAGGUCCUCCAAUAAAUUUCAGGAGGAGGAUUUCCCAGCCCUGGUUUCCAAAAUCCAAUCAAACAAACCCAUGUCAGCUGUAACGUCUGCAUGGGCCACUAGUGCUUCCAAAAGCACAGCUAAAACACAAGCUCCUAGUGUAUCUACUCCUAUCAAAGGGUUGAAGAAUUCUGCAGCCCAAGGCAUUGGGAAAGGCUUUAAAAAAACGACUUCCAAACCUUCCUUUUCUGAUGAGGACGACGACCAAAACGGAAUCACUGCACAGGAAUUCCGUAAUGCCCCCACCAUGAUUGAUAUAUCCAAACUGUUGACCUCAGCACCUCCUCAGACCAGUGGAAAGAUUAGCAAAAAGAAGAGGGUUGGUUCAGAGAAGCAGGUCUCUGCUCCUACUACCCAACCUUUGGAAAACAAGCCUGCUGACUCCUCUCAUAAAGAAAAUGCAACAGAGGUUGAGCGCACUCCAACACCACCUGCCAACUCUAUUCUUAGUGACAAAUCUAACACUGUGGUAAACGGUCCUAUGGAGAAGAAAGUAUUAGAAAAAAGCAGUACCUCUAAAGAUCCCCCAGGGUUUAAAAAGCCUGCAAUAUCUCCACCUCAGUUCCCCUUACCAGAAGAAGACUUCCCAGCCUUGGUGAAUAGCAAAGUCCUACGGAAGCCACCCCCAGGGUUCUGUCCAGUAGUGGCGGUACCAGUGCUGACACCACCCCCAGGGUUGGCGACAUCCAUUGGAAUGCCUCCUCCUGGCUUUAGUAAUAUCUCCCCUGUAGUCCUUCCUGUUGAGCCACCGCCCAAACCUGUGAAAGAGACACCUUUCUGCACAAGGACAUAUCUUGUACCUGAUGAUUUUCAGCAAAGGAACAUUCACCUGAUAAACUCAAUAAAAGAUUUCUUACACAGCGAUGAGUCAGAGUUCAAUGAAUUUAAAUCUCACUCUGGAAAAUUUAGACAGGGGCUGAUAUCCGCAACAGAGUAUUACAAAAGUUGCAGACAGUUGCUUGGGGACAACUUCAAAACCAUCUUCAAUGAACUACUGGUGCUUCUCCCAGACACGUCCAAACAACAAGAGCUGCUGUCCGCACACCAACAUUUCUGUGCUGAAGAAAAACAAACUUCCAAUAAAUCCAAAAAGAACAAAAAAGGUGCAUGGAAAACAGACUCAAACUCUCUUGAUCUGAACUACUACACCUGCCCUAGCUGCAGCCAGGUUUUGUCCCCCAGGGACGUUACAGCACAUAAAACAUUGCACCUAGAAGACGACGAUUUCCCGUCGCUGCAGUCACUUAGCAGGAUUAUCAGUUAGCUCCCCUGGUUUAUUAUUAGUAUCAGUUUGCACUUUGUAGGAAGAGUUUAAAUAUUCCAGUUAUGUCAGUUGUAAGCGCUUAUGUGAGCAAACCGGUUGUUUGCUAGAUGGUUGUAGGGAAGCAAAAUUAUAACAGAAUACAAUGUGGGCAGAGGCCAAACAGGAGGACAAAACCUCCUUUGUGUGUAAGAGUCUGUACAUUUGUAAAAAGAAAAAGUGCCAUGCUGGUGUCACUUACAGCUUGCUGUGCAAGUCUUCGUAUCGGGCUCCUGGCCUUGGCACUCGAACCAGUACAGUAUGGUAAAGGCUUUAAUAUUAUAAUUUAAAAUAUCUGUUUUGUAUAACUAAUGUGGACAAUUACAACAUUUUAUUUAGAUAAACCAAGCGCAAAAGCAUGUUCCAAAUUUUGCCUGUCAUUCAAACUACAAGAAAAUCAGCAAGGGCUGGCGUAAAAUCAGAACGUUUCAACCCUGUUUUUUUUUUUUUAAUUGUAUAAAUAUGAGCAACUUUUUGCUUUUUCAGUAUACCCUGACAAAAUUUGCUGCCAGUUGAGAUGAUCUGUUAUAGCCCUAUGGUCACUAUGUCUUAGCUACAUAUCAUAUUAUUUCCACUGUUUUAAAUAAUUACAAUUAUCUACAUUCAGGGAAACUAUAUUAGUAAGAUAGGUAUAGAUAGAUGUGUGUGUGUGUGUAUAUAU